ACUGCAGACGAGACAAGUCGCCACUUGGUUUGACAACUCCGGGGCGGAGCACGCGCAAAGGUCUUUCCACAUCCUCUUUCUGGGCUCAGCCCCCGACCUAGGUUUUGUCUUCUCGGGCAUUCCGUGAAGAUGCGGCAUACACGGAGGUUAAUAUCAGAAAGUUGGUGUACACGGUAAAACACAAUGUGGCAGCUGCGUGACUUCUCUUCAAGGUCAGUAUCUGAGCACAGCCGCCUCACGGACGAGUUUCUAGGGCAGUAGGAAGGAGAAAGGAGACGCUGAAGGGAUGCCGCUGUGCCUCGUUUACCCCCAGCUUCAACGAUGACAUCUUCCACCGAAGAAGACGUUGAUAGUCAGUGACAGAGAAACGCAAAAACUUGUGAAACACCGCUGCGAAGAGCAACUAAGGUUACCGGGCUGUUGUGAGGGGGAAAAAAGAGACUCUUUCAGCAUCUUGCCGUGUCCUGCUUUCUUUCCGCGACGGCCUGUGCUGGAAGCGAAUGUUUACCUGGCUACAACAACAGCGCAGACGUCUAGCUAGCUAACGUUAACUGACAGAAUGGGAGGUCUGGUUCGGUUUCAAUUUGACGAACCGGCUGUCAGAAUCUUCUUCGACUGAGGAGUUUUAACUAACACAACACUACGAAGUGGCAACUGGCUCAACUUCCUUGAACUUGCUUGGGUCUUUAAAACGUAAUUAUUUUCACAUCAGGUCUCUUGUUAUUUUUUUUGACAACAUGCCUUCCAGGACUGUGAUAUACGGCUCUUCGGGCCGGCUUCGGAGACUGAUCCUAGUGAUGGUUUUGUUGUUUCUGGAGGGCUCCGUGCUCACUCUCGGAGCUGCCAGCUCCAAUCAUUAUAGUCCCACCCCGGCACAUUCGGACAGCCACAACGCGCAGAACCAGAGCAGUCAGCACAGGGAAAAGGCUUUCCCAGUGCUCGACUUCAACUACAACGGUGUAAAGACGCCGUUUGAAAUCGCACUAUGGGUCCUCCUUGCCUCUUUGAUGAAAUUAGGAUUCCAUCUGAUUCCUCACCUGUCCAACAUUGUGCCAGAGAGCUGCCUGUUGAUUACGGUAGGCCUGCUGGUGGGGGGAAUUAUCAAAUUUGCUGGAGAAGAAGUCCCACCAGUGAUGGACUCUAGAUUGUUCUUCCUCUGCCUGCUGCCCCCCAUCAUCCUGGAUGCUGGCUACUUCCUGCCCAUCCGUCCCUUUAUGGAGAACCUGGGCACAAUCCUAAUAUUUGCUGUUGUGGGGACUCUUUGGAACGCCUUCUUUGUUGGGGGCUUGCUAUAUGCUGUGUGUCAGAUUCGUCCAGAAAACCCUUCAUUCCUUCACCAAAUAGGGCUCCUGCAGUGCCUGCUCUUCGGGUCCAUCAUAUCAGCUGUGGAUCCUGUUGCCGUGCUCGCUGUGUUUGAGGAGAUCCACAUCAAUGAGCUCUUGCACAUCCUGGUGUUUGGCGAGUCACUGCUCAAUGAUGCUGUGACUGUGGUAUUGUACCACCUUUUUGAGGAGUUUGCAGGCAUCGGCACGGUGACAUGGUUGAACGGCUUCCUGGGAGUCAUCUCCUUCUUAGUAGUUGCACUGGGUGGUGUUCUAAUAGGCGCCAUCUAUGGCAUCCUGGCUGCCUUCACCUCACGCUUCUCCUCCCACACGCGUGUCAUCGAGCCUCUUUUUGUCUUUGUGUACAGCUACAUGGCCUACCUGUCAGCCGAAAUGUUCCACCUGUCCGGCAUCAUGGCGUUAAUAGCAUGCGGUGCAGUGAUGAGGCCAUAUAUGGAGGCCAACAUAUCCCACAAAUCCCACACCACCAUCAAGUACUUCUUGAAAAUGUGGAGCAGCGUCAGUGAGACAUUAAUCUUCAUCUUUCUGGGCGUGGCCACGGUGGCUGGACCUCAUUCGUGGAACUGGACCUUUGUCACCGUCACUGUCAUUCUGUGUUUGCUUGCACGAGUUAUAGGUGUUGUUGGUCUGACUUAUAUAAUCAACAAGGUCCGCAUUGUCAAGCUGACCACCAAGGAUCAGUUCAUUAUAGCCUACGGUGGUCUGCGAGGUGCCAUUGCCUUCUCCCUUGGUUUCCUGCUGGACAAGAAACACUUUCCAGAGAGAGAGCUUUUCCUCACUGCCAUUAUCACUGUGAUUUUCUUCACUGUCUUUGUUCAGGGCAUGACCAUCAAACCCCUGGUGGAGCUGCUGGCAGUGAAGAAAAAACAAGAGGCCAAGCGCUCGAUUAAUGAAGAGAUCCACACCCAGUUCCUUGACCACUUACUGACAGGGAUUGAGGAUAUCUGUGGACACUACGGACAUCACCACUGGAAGGACAAACUAAAUCGUUUCAACAAGAAGUAUGUAAAGAAGUGGCUGAUUGCUGGUGAACGCUCCAAGGAGCCGCAGCUCAUUGCCUUCUACCACAAGAUGGAGAUGAAACAGGCCAUUCAGCUGGUUGAGAGUGGAGGGGGACUCAAGCUGCCUGCUACACCUUCCACUGUUUCCAUGCAGAACAUACAGCCCAGGAAGCCGGCUCCUGCCAAGCCUGCAGAGAGAGCUCUUCCACAGCUGCCUAAAAACAGAGAGGAGGAGAUCCGGAAAAUCCUCAGGACCAAUCUUCAGAGGACACGACAGAGGCUGCGCUCCUAUAACAGGCAUACUCUGGUGGUGGAUCCUUAUGAAGACGGGCUCAGUGAUUUAUUGAUAAAGAAGCAAAAGAUGUUGGAGAUAGAGAAGAAGAUUAAAGAGAUGAAUAAGUACCUGACGGUCCCCGCUCCUCCUCCAGACUCGCCCACCAUGUGUAGAGCCAGACUGGCAUCAGGCAAAGGUACUGAUAUCAGAGCUGGUCAGGAGCAAAAAGGAAACAAAAUGUGUUCAGACCCCCAAGCCUACAAUGUGAAGCCUGUGUCAGACAAGGUGCCCGUGAUCCAGGUAGACCUGGCCUCUCCUCAGUCUCCAGACUCUGUUAACCUGUUGGAUGAGUUUGGACAGGCUAACCAGCAGCAGCAGGAGGAGGAGCAGGGCCUGAUGAUGAAGCCCCCAUUGAGGCCAGGGGAACCUAACAAGCCGGGUGAGGCAGACGGAGCAAAAGAUCAGCAGAAACUAAUGAGGUGUCUGAGCGACCCUGGUCCCAGUGCGGACGAAGAUGAAGAUGAGGCCUUUCUCCCCUGAGAUAGCAGGCCAGUUAUGGAAGGGCCAUUAGUUUGUUCCUGCCAUUGCUCUUUUUUUUUUUUUUUUUAGGCUGCAGUGGUAGAGCAAAUUCUGGAGUUGGUACUUGAUAAUGGUGGAGGGUGUGGAUGAUGGUCUGAGAUGUUCAGGAAAGAACUAUGCAUUACCAAAGGUUUGGACUGUUCUAGUUUCAGACAAUGUUAUUUUUAGUGUCCGUUUUUCUGUCUUGGUGAUAGCAUAGUUGUUAGCUUUACGUUUGGUCAUGUUUUCUGUCUUCAAAACCACAUUCUCAGCUGCUGGGUAAGCCACAGAAAGCUACUUCAGCCUAGUUUUGACUUUUAUUGCACUUGAGUUUCUUGCUGUCAUUCUGUCACUUGAACUUGCUGGAUAUCCAAACAUUUAGAUUGUAGCUAUUUAGAAAUAUUUGGCCUUAUUUGAUGUCAAACAUUUUCACUUGGUGCAAUUUUUUAAUUUUAUCUGUCUUAUAACACAUUUUAAUGUCAGGGAUGCUGAUAUCUGUUUGUGAUCAGUUUGCUCUGGUACUUGUGGGAUAGUUCAAAUCUAGAUGUAUUUAAUUAAAAUACAAACUGCAGUUGUUCCCUGGCUGUGGAGGGACUUGUGGGGUCUCCAACACCUACAAACCUGAAGAGAUUUAGAUGCUUCUUAGGCCAUAAUGCAGUACAGAUGUUUUGGUCUAACAUUAUAUAUAUUUUAUUUUUCCAACCCAGUGUUUUAUGUUCAAUUUAUGACACCUUUUAAAAGUCACUCAAUCAUGGGUGGAGUUGUUCACACUCCUUUAGACUUCUACACAUUUAAGACCUUUAAUCUUUUUUUUUAACUUUUUGAGAAGCAUUAUUAUUCAGGAUAUUACAAGAGUCAAGAAGUGAUAGUUUGUACAGAAAUCAAUCCAUGCCUCCUAACUUUCUUUAAAAAUCUAAGACUGUAGGCAUGUCAUGGCAAAAAACUUUUACUCUAUGCAGGUCUGUGACAUAUUUAAAUUGAACAUAAUAUGCUUUUAUGAAUGAAUGCCAUUCAUAAAUCUGUCAUUGCUUAUACACAUCACUGCUACAGGCAAAGCUAAAAUCAAACCUGGGCAUUAAGACAGACCUAACAAACAGUUAACUCGACUUUUUGCACAUCUGAGCAAGACUGAAAAGUUACCUGCAGGCAUGAAAUCAGAAUCUAGUGUUUCUUUAUAAUUUUAUUCUAUAUAGUUGUACAGUGUGUUUGUAAAAUACAUCACACAUCUUUUAACAGAGCUACUAUAUGAUAACAUAAAUGAUUUAUGUUACUGAUGUGAUGAUUUGCUGAUUCGAGUUUGAAUAGCUUAAAUAAAUGGCCGUAUGUGGCCGAUGCCACAGAGCGAUAGGAUCUUAAACCCGCGGGUAUUCUUUCACCCAAAUCUAAUAUCACUUGACUUAGUUUUUCAAUAUAUGGCAUGCAGAGAUCUUUCUAUGGAGUGGUGACUCCAGCAUUGAAAACCGGUGAAUUAACUUCAGUAGUUUGAAUGAGCCUCUUUCAGUUUUCUGGUUAUUUUCUAGGUGUCACUGACAGCUGAACCCUCCUGGGUCUUUGUGCAUCCAGAAACUUCACAUUACAGCUGAGGAAGGAACAGAAGAACCUGACAGGCUCGUUAAUGCCCUUCACUCUUCUUCCAAUCAUCUAUUUUCUAGAUUUCUAGAUAUGGUUACAGUAGCAGGGGUUAUAGGAUCACAUGCGCUCAUGUGAAUGUGCACGAAAGGGUGAAAAAUCUGAGCAUAGCUGUGCUGUUGCAGUUGAGUUUGGUUCUCUAAAAGGAGUUACAGCUCACGAACAGGAGGGUCAGACCUUUAAACAUCUCAUUUCCCCGUUUCCUGACUAAACUGAAUUUACUUUUUCUCUGAAAUGUCAGCAUGCCGGUUAGACUGUCAGGAGAUAGGUGCUGAAAAUGUCAACAAAGAUGAGGUCAGAGGCCAAAGAGUUGUUUCAGAACUGAACUGAAGAGGCAAAGUUGCCUCAAGGACCGUAAUAUUCACACACAGCUUUGGAUUUUUGACCGUUUAAAUUGGUGUUUAACUGAAGUUGCUGAAAUCCUGAGAACUGUUUCCCUACAUCUCUUUAUCAUAGUCCCAAAUGCUCUUUGUUUUAGCCACUUAAAGGUACUUGGUUUUAACCCUUUACUGCUUGCAGGAACUGAUUAUUAGAUCAUUAUUAGGAAAGCUGCAGCAAGUAAUACAUUUGUAAAACUGCUCCUGCUGAGUAUGUUUAGCUGUUUAAAUGCAAAGCAGGUUGCAGUGUUGCAUUCAUUUAUUUACUUUCUGGUCUAAUUAAAACAUGCUAAUAAUAGCUGUGUAUGUGAACAGAUAGAGGGAAACCAAAGGACACACAUUUAGACUAAAACAGUUCCUACAACAAGGCGCCACAUCAUUAAUUAUUACAUCAUUAUUUUCUUCCAAAGACUUGUAUUUGUCAAAAAAAAAAAAGGAGAGAAAUCUUUAUUUUUCAUAUCAAAUGCAUAUUUUGGGUGAGUGUUUUCACACUCCUUGGAGGGUAAUGUUUGGAGCAGAAAACUUUAAUCUGAAGCCAUACAGCCUAUAGAAGAACCUAUUUUAUCGUACUCAUAUAUAAUACAAAAAGUCAUAUAGUGAUCACUCUUGCCUUUGUUUUGCUUGUUGCACAAAUCAAACAAAAGCCCUUUACAGUUUAAUUGUCCGUUUUCUUCACGUUUUUUUUUUUCAAAUGAGUGCUUUUUGUUCGCUGAAUGUUUUUCUACACUGGUAACUCGUUCCUUAGCGAAGCUAAAGCAGAGGUGGAUGUAUGUGAUUGGUGCCAUUUGAUUUUUGUCUGUUUAUCAACAAGUUUAUGCAGAAACUGUCAAGCAAAACUUCAUAACACUUGGUGCAGAGGUGGAGUGUGUGCAAAAUACAAGAGUUUGGUGAGGAUCGGGACUGCUUUUGUUGCAUAAUCCAUCAUUGGCUUGGCAGAAGAUGUCCUCUGCGAGUGUCUAGAUUUAAGUUGUGACACGUCUUUAAAUGUGUUCUCAUGUUUACUUUUACUCUGGAAUACUUCAUGUGCUUUAUUUCUUCAGUCAUUUUGUUUUUCAUUAAAAAAAAAGGUGUUUUACCAGCUUUAUCUGUUGUGAGAGCUUUUAGUUUAAGUACUGUGUCUGCAUCAUUUUAUGGGCUUGUUUUUUUUUUUUUUUUUGCUGUGGGUUUUCGCCAUCUUAUGUUUAUGUUUAACAGCAGUUCAGAAGCAUUUGUCGCCCACACUUCUGAAAAGUGAAGUUCAAGCUUUGCAAAAUAGAAAUGGGCUGACUUUGUGCUAUAAAGCUUUUAAAGCUUUAUCUUCUAACUCAGUGCUCCCAACUCAGAUUUUUCCCGUGGACAACUACAGUUGACCCUUGAAAGAGACUCUACCAAAAGACUCUACUGCUGUAUUUAUUUAUAUAUUGCAUGCUUUAGACUUUUCCCCCCAAUAGUUUUCCCUGAUUUCCAGGCACCUAUUGGUUUCCAUUCAUUCCCUACAGUAUAACAAAUCUCUGUAAAGACUUGCUUCAGCUCAAUCACAUCAGGUCUGCAUUUGCAUCAGAAAUGGACGGAUAUUAACGAUCUCAAGAAGGGACGACACGUUUUCACAAUAACUGUGAGCACUGAUUUGGUUAUGAUAUGUAUUACAUGUGAAAACACUGCUGUGGUCUUCUAUGUACUCUUAGCAUUUCACCAGCUGGGCAGCCAUGAGGCUAACAAUUAUAAAAGGCAGUAAUCUGAGUGUGACACACAGAUGUACUUGUCAGUACUAUAAUGACCUGCAGUGCCAUAACAUCACCAUCCAAAGAUUGUUUUCCUCCUGUGUUUACUUUAUCUUUACCCAAUUUGCCUGAUCCUGUUACAUGUCACUAAUUUAUGCUGAGCUCUUUUAGUCAGGUGGUACCUUUACCUCCAAACACAGAUGUUACACAGAGCAAUAAUGAUUGUAAUGGAGUGUACACGUUGUGUACACGUUGUGCGUGGCUGUCAGCUGGAAUGUACUUUUUGAAGGGCCUUAUUAUUAGGGAUGGGUUUGAUAUUCUUAAUUGUAAAGCAGAGAAGCUGGAAACAGUGGAUUAUAUUUCCCUUUUAAUUCAUCUAUUUAAUUUAUGUCAGUCAUUUAUUUGUUUGCAAAUAGAAUUUUUUGCAUUGAUUGCAGGUUAUUUUUAAUUUUAUAUACACAUGAAUUAUAAUGUAGAAAAAGGUGCAGACUGUAAUCUUUCGCGCACUUUCUUGUUGGAUAAUCUUUCGUUUUCAGCAUUCCAUAGUAAUGACCUGUAAAACUAACAACUGGUAAUGAAACUACAUCUGAAACUAUAUACAUGAUUAAAGCUUUACUUUAUAACA
Molecule: messenger RNA, 7507 nt
Organism: Archocentrus centrarchus (flier cichlid)
Lineage: Eukaryota; Metazoa; Chordata; Actinopteri; Cichliformes; Cichlidae
Gene: slc9a1a
Product: solute carrier family 9 member A1a
Exons: 13
Coding region: 738-3158 (806 amino acids)
Biological process (GO): regulation of intracellular pH; proton transmembrane transport; sodium ion import across plasma membrane
Cellular component (GO): plasma membrane
Molecular function (GO): potassium:proton antiporter activity; sodium:proton antiporter activity
Source: RefSeq, a predicted model, not a curated record